This is a messenger RNA of Drosophila navojoa, 684 nucleotides long. RefSeq lists its product as uncharacterized. The record is from RefSeq and is a predicted model, not a curated record. Lineage: Eukaryota; Metazoa; Arthropoda; Insecta; Diptera; Drosophilidae.
UUAGCAGGCGACAAAUGUCCUAUCAUCCGAAAUGGUAUAGGCUCUCGUUCCGUGGCUCGUUGACCUCGCCCAACGACUAUGUCAUUCGCAAGAUAUCCAACGGCAACCACGAAGCGAGACAAACCUACAAGCACACAGAGACCUUCUUUGAAGUGCCCAUCUCGAGUGUCGUUCCUUUGCCAAAAAAGCCCAGGAGGCCGAAGGCCAAGCAAGGCAAACCAAAAGCCGAAAAGCCUAACGAGGUUCUGGAACAAGACGAGCAAUUCGAGAUCAAACAAUGUCCAGCGCUAAAACAAUUCGAGCGAGAGCUGCGUUAUCGCGAGCUGAAGCGCUACUAUGCCCAACUAAUUGAGUCGGAGCGAAGGGCGGACAAUGCAUACGUCCGUACGUGCCCCAACUGCGGCUUGGUUAAGCCUCGCAAAGUCUACAAGGAUAUUAGCAAAAAUGUUUACUGCUCGGGUCCAGACACGAUGCUCCAGAAUGAUAGCCGGAUAAUCUAGCUUGAGUCUCAAGGACCGUUGCCUAGGAGUUGGCUCUGAUGAUAAUGACAUUCCUUCACUUGAGAGUGUCGAUUGAGUUGGCAAUGCAAAGCAGCUGCUGCUCAAACUAUGCUCUCAACUGAGGGAGGCUGGGGAGAUCUCCCAUUUACGAUCAGGCCAUGCCAAAGAAGUUGCAGCUCCCAGC